UUUCUUUAGUUUCUUGUAGUUGUAGACUUGUGGGUUUUGUCCCUAGUUUCUUGGUAGUGUGUCACGCUUUUUUCUCUACCAAACUGUGAAAGCAUGUGACAACUAUUAUGAUUAUUCUGAGCUUUUGUCUGGUUUUAUGAUAGAAGUUUUCGUUUUGUGUUAGGUUUCCCUUCCUCUUUUGGUGGAGAAUUAUUUCAAUUUUGUGUGUAAACAAUCUCUUGUUGUUUUGUGUAGUGAUGGAUACUGAAGAGAAGCCUCUUAAUCCUCUUGAUUCAAGCCGUGGUGAUUCUGCCCCUUCAGAUCAGGCCGAAGAAAGAUCCUCCUCUGCUAUAACAGAAGAGACUUCUGCAAACGUUCAACAAUGGAGACGCAACAAUCUCUCCUUGCAGAUACCUUCUAGAGCAACCAAUCUUUCUCCUGAAGAUUCCCUUGUCAUCAAAAUGCCUCCAACGCCUAGUCCAACUCCAAGAAGAGUCAACUUCUCUUUGACUUCAAUCUCUCCAGGUCCUGCUCCUCCGAGGACUAAAUCUUCCCUGAAGAAUCUUAUCCCAAAAGUUGGCUUCAAACCAAAACUCUCCAACACCGAUGUGGAAAAGGGACAAGUGGAUGUUUUUUGUCAGGAGAAGGCUUCGAUAUCGAGGUCACUAUCACUUUCAAAGCUGUUCACGCCUAGGAUCAAGAGAACUUCGUCUCUACCUGUGACUCCCUUUGUUCUUUUAAACUCAGAGUCAGCUCGCGGAGGAAGCAGUGUUGCUCCUCAAACUCCAAGCAGCAAAGGGAGGGUGCAGAUAGCUCGCUCUCGCUCUGUUCCUGUUAACGACAAGGAAGCAAGCCUAAAGGGAAUGGACUCAUUCUUCAGAGUGAUCCCUUCAACUCCUCGUGUAAAGGAAGGAGGCGUUCUCUCAAAUGCAUCAGAGGCUGUUAAUACUGAAACAUGUGAAGCUGAUGGAGAAGACAUACCUGAGGAAGAAGCGGUUUGUAGGAUUUGUUUGGUGGAUCUCUGUGAAGGAGGAGAAACUUUAAAAAUGGAGUGUAGCUGCAAAGGAGAGCUUGCUCUUGCCCACAAAGACUGUGCUCUUAAAUGGUUCACAAUAAAGGGUAACAAGACCUGUGAGGUGUGUAAACAAGAAGUUAAGAACUUACCUGUGACACUCUUAAGGAUCCAAAGCAUUAGAAACUCUGGUGUUCCUCAGAUUGAUGUCACUGGUUACAGGGUUUGGCAGGAGGUCCCGGUUCUGGUAAUCAUCAGCAUGCUUGCUUACUUUUGUUUCCUGGAGCAGCUCUUGGUUGAGAAAAUGGGGACGGGUGCAAUUGCUAUAUCGUUGCCGUUUUCUUGUAUUCUUGGUCUUCUUGCAUCCAUGACUGCAUCAACCAUGGUAAUGAGAAGAUUUGUGUGGAUUUACGCAUCUGUACAGUUUGCUUUGGUGGUUCUCUUUGCCCAUGUAUUUUAUUCCGUGGUGGAGUUGCAACCGGUUCUGUCAGUUCUUCUGUCAACAUUUGCUGGAUUUGGUGUAUGCAUAUGCGGAAGUUCAGUGAUGGUUGAGUUUGUUAGAUGGAAAAGAAGGUGGCGAGCUAGAAGGCUGGAGCAGCAGCUGAACCAUGCUCAGACGCUGCCCCAAACGCUGGAUGCAACAACCUCUCAGCAUCAUCCAAAUGCCUCCUAGAGGCGGGAAGUGGAAAGAUGAUUUUACAUUUAUACAGUAGUGGUUGGUUAAUGUUAUGUUAUGAUUUGUAUAAAAGAAAAGUGAAAGUGAUGAAGCAAUGCUUAAGAUUGUCUUUGCUUUCUUUACUAUACACCAUUGUAUUUGUUGUAAGUUUGUAACUUUGAUUGCUCAAUCUCAGCAAAUGAAAUGUUUGUAGUAGUAUUGGUUGUAA
Messenger RNA from Brassica oleracea var. oleracea, 1875 nucleotides. RefSeq lists its product as uncharacterized. The transcript has 8 exons. The record is from RefSeq and is a predicted model, not a curated record. Gene Ontology annotation, molecular function: zinc ion binding. NCBI's taxonomy places the organism in Eukaryota, Viridiplantae, Streptophyta, Magnoliopsida, Brassicales, Brassicaceae. Bases 237 to 1664 code for a protein of 475 amino acids.